This is a messenger RNA of Kwoniella mangroviensis CBS 8507, 804 nucleotides long. RefSeq lists its product as uncharacterized. The record is from RefSeq and is a predicted model, not a curated record. Bases 1 to 804 code for a protein of 267 amino acids. Lineage: Eukaryota; Fungi; Basidiomycota; Tremellomycetes; Tremellales; Cryptococcaceae. The transcript is spliced from 3 exons.
AUGCAGAUUGGUCAUCCUCCAUCCCGAUCAUCAAGGGCUUUAGCUAGUCUCACAUCCAACGCCGGAGCAUAUGCAGACCAGACAAAACGGUACGUGGGCGAACGAGUCAGUCGAUUGAAUAUGCAAGUUCAGAUUGGUUUAUCGAACGAUGAAAGAUGUGGCGCGUGUUACGAUUACUUCAAAGAGCGAUUCACAUUCCCAGAUCGGUCAGAUUCAAUAUUUGUACAAGGAAAGAUGCCAGACUGUAUCGCAAAGGCAUCUCAUACGGAUGAACCAGAUAUAAGUGGAUUUGAUAGAUCGAUAAACUCACAGACCGGGGUCGAAUAUUCCCAGUGGACCGAGUCGAGGACCCCUUCGUCACAAGCUCCCUCUUGUCACAACGGAAAGCUCAAUCUCCUUGACUCUACGAAGGAAUCUAUAACAAAGCAGCUAAGUAGCCGAGCCAUUAAGAAAUAUCAAAACCGCUGUUUAAACGCAGGAGGACGAAGUUUCGAUUCGCUCAGAUGCCAGAGACUGAUUGAAUAUCCAGAUGGCAUACACAAGUCGCUGAUCAGUGAUUUGAAAACUGAAAAUGGUCCCCACAAGGUCUCAAUUCCCACAGACUGCGGUCGAGAAGUCUCUUUAAAAUCGUCAAAGGAGUGUACGACUGGGGGUUACUGUACGUGGAAUUUAUGUAAUCAGCAUAUUUGUCGUAGCUGUAGGGAGCAGGGUGAGGUGAUGGACUUUGAGUAUCAUAUAGCUAAUCCUGAAGAGGCGAAGGGAAUGGGAAAGGGAUCAGGAGAAGAAGAAUCGGCAGGAGCGUAG